UGAAAAUCAGUUUGUAGAGGUGGCGAGCCACACUGCUCGACGGACGCCAUUCCGCCUUUUGCCAUGUCCAACCCGCAUCUCAAGGCCGCCAAGAAGGAGGCCAGCAGCGCCAAGCUCGGCGCCGCCGACGGCGAGAGCAUGCCGCUGACCGGCCACGGCACGCGCACGGUCAGCCAGUGCGAGGCCAUCAAGGACGUCAUUUUCGGCAGCAACAUCAACGCGCUGCUCCUCGUCGCGCCGUUCGCGGCCUGGUCGUACUUUGGCCACUGGUCGCCCAUGUGGGUCUUUGGCCUCAACUUCCUCACGAUGAUGCCGCUGGCCAACAUCUUGGGCGAAGCCACCGAGACGCUCGCCGAGCACACGGGCGACACGAUCGGCGGCCUCGUCAACGCCUCGUUCGGUAACGCGGUCGAGAUCAUCAUUGCGAUCUUCGCGUUGAAGCAAGGCGAGAUCGAGCUCGUCCAGUCGUCGCUCAUCGGUUCGAUGCUCUCGAACCUCCUCCUCGUGCUCGGCUGCUGCUUCGUGAGCGGCCACUUUGGCGGCGCGAAGGAGUCGAGCUUCAACGGCGCCGGCGCGUCGAUCAACAUGUCGCUGCUCUUUGUCUCGAGCUUUGCGAUGCUCGUGCCGUCGUACUACCAGUCGACCAUGACGCACGACACGCAGACGGAGCACGAGCAAGCCGUCCUCGGUCUCUCGCACAUCUCGGCCAUCUUCCUCGUCCUCAUGUACGCCCAGCUGCUCUUCUUCCAACUCUACACGCACAAGGCCGAGGUCGACGAGACGGAGGAGGAGCACAAGCCGGCCCUCUCGAUGGCGUCGUCGAUGAUCAUCCUCUGCCUCGCCACCGUCGCCGUCGCCUUCUUCUCCGAGUGGCUCGUCUCGUCGGUCGACGAGGUCACGGAAACCUCGGGCAUCCCCAAGGCGUUCAUUGGUAUCAUCCUCCUCCCGAUCGUCGGCAACGCCGUCGAGCACAUCACGGCGCUCAAGGUCGCGUACAAGAACAACAUGGAGCUGGCCAUGGGCGUUGCCGUCGGCUCGGCGACCCAGAUCUCGCUCUUCGUCGUGCCCGUCUGCGUCAUUGCCGGCUGGAUCAUGGGCCAGCCCAUGACGCUGGCCUUCAACACGUUUGAGGCGCUCACGUACAUCUUCUCGACGCUCAUCGUGUACGUUAUCGUCGCCGACGGCAAGUCCAACUGGCUCGAGGGCUCGAUGCUCCUGACGCUCUACUGCCUCGUCGGCCUCUCGCUGCUUGAGAUCACGAUCUAAGGCGCUUCCAUGUUGUCGAGCUUGAAUACGAACUACACUUGUUUUCACUCUUGCA
Molecule: messenger RNA, 1321 nt
Organism: Saprolegnia parasitica CBS 223.65
Lineage: Eukaryota; Oomycota; Saprolegniomycetes; Saprolegniales; Saprolegniaceae
Product: calcium/proton exchanger
Exons: 1
Coding region: 64-1266 (400 amino acids)
Biological process (GO): intracellular calcium ion homeostasis; calcium ion transmembrane transport
Cellular component (GO): membrane
Molecular function (GO): calcium:proton antiporter activity
Source: RefSeq, a predicted model, not a curated record